This is a messenger RNA of Merops nubicus (carmine bee-eater), 485 nucleotides long. It is a transcript of the gene CCDC59, whose product is annotated as coiled-coil domain containing 59. Gene Ontology annotation, cellular component: nucleus. The transcript is spliced from 4 exons. The annotation marks the transcript as partial. The record is from RefSeq and is a predicted model, not a curated record. NCBI's taxonomy places the organism in Eukaryota, Metazoa, Chordata, Aves, Coraciiformes, Meropidae.
GACGGGGCUUUGCAUUUCAGAGAAAACAAAAGAUUGAAAGACAGUACAGGAAACUGUUGAAAAAGGGAAAAAAGGUCCCUUCACAACAGAAUGAUCAGUUUACUGACACGUAUCCAGAGCACCUGAAACAUCUUUACCUGGCUGAGGAAGAAAGGCUUAAGAAGCGUCGCAGGGCUCCAGAUGAUUCAGCAGAUCUGAGCCCGGCUGUGGGAGAAAAGUAGAGUUUUGUCUGGAGUAGGCAGAAGUUUAAGAAGAAAACAGCCAACCAGAAGGCGAAAGAAGAGUAUGAGAAAAUAAUGGCUGAACGUGCUAGAAAGAAAGAGGAAGCAGAAAAAAGAAAGCAAGAAAGGGAAGUGGCUCAACGGUUGUACAAGCAGAAGAAAAUGGAAGCUUAUAAAAUAUUGUGUAAGAAGACAAAAAGAGGACAGCCAAAUCUAAACUUACAAAUGGAGUUUCUUCUUCAGAAAAUACAGCAAAAUACAUAA